GUGUCAAAGUCAAACAUAAGACAUCUGUCACAAUAAACCAAAUGUGUUGUUUUAAAAAUUUCAAUUUUCUUAUCAAAUAGCCCCAGUUUAAAAAACUCUAUAAUAAUGGCCAAGGCCUGUGGGACCGUAAGUGAACAGCUCCAAGCGAAAAUCGACGAGUGGUUAAGAUGGGAUAAAAACCCCAAAACGUCCUUGGCAAUUAAGCAAUUAUUUGAAGAAAACAAGUUCGAUCAGUUAAGUAAAGUGUUGCUAAAUCGCUUAAAGUUCGGUACGGCCGGCCUGAGGGGCAAAAUGUCCGCGGGGUACGCCUGCAUGAACGAUUUGGUUAUAGUGCAAACCGGCCAAGGAUACUUAAAAUAUUUAGAAAAGUAUCGAAGUGAUCUCCUUAAGCGGAAUGGAAUUGUAGUGGGGUACGAUGGCAGACAUAACAGCAAAAAGUGGGCCGAAAUAACCGCGACGAUUUUCGCAAAUGCCGGAUACAAAGUGCGGAUAACUAAUGUGGUCCAUCCUACCCCUUUAGUGCCUUUUACAGUGAAAACAUACAAUUUGGCUGGCGGGGUUAUGGUGACCGCUUCCCAUAACCCUAAGGAUGACAACGGUUAUAAAGUCUAUGAUGCCAAUUCGGCCCAAAUCAUUUCCCCUGAAGAUCAACGCAUUCAGGAUCUAAUUUUGGACAAUUUGGUACCUCAGGAAUCAUCAUGGGACACCUCAGUGCUACAAGGUAAUCCUCUAAUCAUUGAUCACUUACCAGAAAUCACUGAAUUAUACUUGAAACAAGUUAUUUUGGACCAAAUACAUCCAGAUGAUAUCGAUAACAAUGCGAAAGUGGGAUUAAAUUAUGUUUAUACUGCCUUGCAUGGAGUGGGGUGGGCAAUGGCCGAAAAAGUCGCUUUAAAAGUGAAAGGCAACCUGUUUCCGGUACCUGAGCAACAGGAUCCUCAUCCAGACUUCCCGACUGUUAAAUUUCCCAAUCCGGAGGAGGGCAAGAGCGCCCUGGAUCUUUCUUUUAAAUAUGCCGACGAAAAGGGUUGCAGUAUCAUUUUAGCCAAUGAUCCUGACGCUGACCGGUUUGCUGUAGCUGAAAAGAACAAGAUUUCCGGAGAGUGGAGGAUAUUCAAUGGAAAUGAACUGGGAUCCCUUUUAGGGUGGUGGAUGUUACAGAGUCAUAAGAGGACAAAUCCCCAGAUACCUCUGGAUAAGGUUUAUAUGAUUUCUAGCACAGUGAGUUCGAUGAUUUUACAAACAAUGGCCAAAGCAGAAGGUUUCAAUUUUGUGGACACCUUAACUGGGUGCAAAUGGAUCGGAAACAAAUGCCUACAGUUGGAGCGAGAAGGUUUUAAGGUUAUAUUCUGUUUCGAGGAGGCCAUAGGUUACAUGUGCAACGACAUAAUCUUGGAUAAAGACGGCAUAUCGGCUUUGGCCAACUUUAUUUGCCUCUCCAGUUUCGUUUACGGCAAUAACAAACAAUUAUGUGACCAGUUGGAUGAAAUCUAUGACAAGUACGGCUUCCAUUUGUCCCUGAAUUCUUACUAUUUCUGUCACGAGCCGAAAGUGAUUAAUCAAAUAUUCGAGCGAAUCAGGAAUCUAAACGGUCCCAAGAAGUACCCCACCGGAAUCCUUAACGAGAAAUUCAAAAUUACCGCCGUUCGAGAUUUGACCACCGGAUACGACAACGCUCAACCGGAUAACCGUGCGGUGUUGCCGGUCUCCUGCGAGUCUCAAAUGAUCACGUUCACAUUCGAGAACGGUUUGCAUAUUACGAUAAGAACCAGUGGGACGGAACCGAAGAUUAAGUACUACAGCGAGUUAUGUACCAGCCCUGACGUUAAAGAUAAAUCGGUAGCGCUGGCAACGUUGCAAGAAAUGGUCAAUGCCAUUUGUAAGGAGUUUUUGGAACCGGAUAAAAAUGGACUUGAGCCUCAAAAUGCUAAAUAAACGGUGCUAAAAGGA
Anthonomus grandis grandis is the source of this 1950-nucleotide messenger RNA. RefSeq names its product phosphopentomutase. The record is from RefSeq and is a predicted model, not a curated record. NCBI's taxonomy places the organism in Eukaryota, Metazoa, Arthropoda, Insecta, Coleoptera, Curculionidae. Gene Ontology annotation, molecular function: phosphopentomutase activity; magnesium ion binding. The coding region runs from base 106 to 1935 and encodes 609 amino acids. Gene Ontology annotation, biological process: purine ribonucleoside salvage; carbohydrate metabolic process. The transcript has a single exon.